AUGUCGAGAUCAAGCGAGGGGUAUCUUUGGACCAAGUCCAAUCUCGCCGAGGGCCUCCCAACACAAGCAGUAAUCCCGAGCACGGCGAAUCUCAAGCCCAGUUACGAUGUGAUCAUCAUUGGCGCUGGGUUUGCCGGGCUACGAGCGGCUCGGGAGCUCGUCCGCCAUCAUGCAUUGAGCGUGUUGAUCAUCGAGGGCCGAGACCGUAUUGGCGGUCGAACGUGGACGGCUGAAGCGUUUGGAGAAUCUUUUGAAAUGGGGGGGACAUGGGUACAUUGGAAUCAGCCCCAUGUAUAUGCCGAGCUACACCGGUACAACCUCCACAAAAAUCUGAAAUCAACGGCCGGCAGCACUGUAGCCCAGAAGACAUAUUACAAGGGCCCAGGAGUCGAAGUGCAAGAAAUUGAUGGAAGCACUCUUGCUGGAAUCACCCAAGCUGUCGCCGAAAAGUUUUUUACCAUCGACGGCCUGUCCAGCCGCGAGCUGAUGCCGUAUCCCCAUGAUCCUUUCCGAGAGCCGGGUCCGUGGAAAGCGUAUGACCAUCUCACGGCGCGGCAGCGCCUUGAGCAGCUUGAUCUCCCCACUCUCCACAAAGGCUACUUCGAAAGCAGCAUCAACACGUUCGGCAGCGCGCCUAGUACGGAGAUCGGAUUUGUCGAAGCGCUCCGCUGGUACGCCUUGGGUGGCCACAACAUGGCCCAGGUGUUCGAAAAUGCCGGCGCCUACAAGCUGGGCAACGGUGGCAUGACCUCAUUCGCUCGUUCCAUCCUCGCAGACGCACGGAGCGACAUUCUCCUCAACACGGUCGUCUCUGAGAUCAUUCAGAACAACGCUUCUAGUGUAGUGAUUAAAUCCGAGAAUGGACGCACCUUCGAAGCAAAAAAGGUCAUCAGCACCAUUCCACUGAACUGUCUGAGUGGCGUCAAGUUUUCGCCUCCACUGAGUCCAUUGAAAUGCGAAGCAAUCGCCAAAGGACAUAUCACCAAAGGCGCGAAGAUUCACUUCAAGCUUGGGUCGACUGAACCAGGGUGGUUCGCGGCGUCUGCGGAUUCCGCCAACUCGUCUUUCUGCUUUUCCUUGUCGGACCACAAUGGUACAAGCUCAGCCGGACCGUGCGGCACCUACGCCAUUGGCUUUGGAUACAGUGGGCGCCUGCAAACCCUCCGAGACAGCAAACACAUCAUCGAGCGGUUCAAGAAGGAACUGCGUCCAGACGCCGAGGUUGAGGGCUAUCUCACCCACGAUUGGACGAACGACCCGUUAGCCAAGGGUGCGUGGUGUUGUUGGGGCAGCGACUCCAUGACAAGGUAUCUCCAGGAGCUGCAGAAGGCGCACGGAAACGUCUUCUUUGCGAGUGCCGACUGGGCUGACGCAUGGCGAGGCUUCGUUGAUGGGGCACUCGAAAGUGGCCUAAAGACAGCACAAGACGUGGCGAGGGAAUUGAACGUGGGUCCAGAACCAAGGUUGUAG
This is a messenger RNA of Exophiala aquamarina CBS 119918, 1470 nucleotides long. RefSeq names its product lysyl oxidase-like protein 2/3/4. The coding region runs from base 1 to 1470 and encodes 489 amino acids. Gene Ontology annotation, molecular function: oxidoreductase activity. The record is from RefSeq and is a predicted model, not a curated record. The transcript is spliced from 2 exons. Lineage: Eukaryota; Fungi; Ascomycota; Eurotiomycetes; Chaetothyriales; Herpotrichiellaceae.